AUGUCAUCAGACGACGACGCAUACGGCCCCGCGCUGCCCCCAGGCCUUGUGAGGAAGAAGCCUGCGGGCCCAUCACUACCGUCCUCCGCCGGGCUCGCGCGCUCCCCGUCCAAGAGCCCCACUCGGGCACCCUCCAUCCGCCCAGCGCGGCCCGGAUCCAUCUCGCCGCCGCGAAUCGGCCCAUCACGACCAGGUCCUGUGGGACCAUCGCGGUCUGUAGGCCCCUCGCUUCCGGGUCCUUCACUCCCACCCGGCCCCUCGCGUCCUCCAGGCCCCUCUCUUCCCGGGCCAUCUCGUCCUGGCCCGUCUCACCCACCCGGCCCCUCUCGUCCCCCCGGGCCCGCCCCACCUCCCGACGAUGACUCGGACGACGAAAUCGGGCCGCAACUGGCCGACCUCGCGCCGGUGCACGCCUCUGCCGCCGACGCCUUUCGUGAGCGCGAGGCGCGCAUGGCGCGCGCGCGCGAAGAGGCCGCAAACGCACCGAAGAAGCCGCAGCGCGACGAGUGGAUGACUCUCGGCCCACCCACAGGUCUCUCGCACAUCGACGCGCUGAAGCGCCCCACGCAGUUUCAGAAGCACUCGCGCGAGGUCGCCGCCGUCGACCAGGGAUGGAUGGAGACGCCGGCGGAGCGCGCCGCGCGCGUGCAGCGCGAGCGGGAGGAGGGCGGGGCGCGCAAGCGCGGCCGGCCAGAGGAGGAGGGCGAGGCCAAGGCGCGGCGCGAGCGCGACGAGGAGAUGCGGCGGCGUAUUGAGGAGCAUAGCAAAUCGAAGCGUGGGGCGAGUCUUAUGGAGCAGCAUGCGAAGAAGAAGAAGGACAAGGGCGCGUCGCCGCCGCCCAUCUGGGACCAUGACAAGAUGAUGGGCGUCGGGAGCUUGUUGUCUGGCGAGGAGCAGGUCAAGAAGAUCAAGGAUCAGGCCAACCUCGGCGACAGGUUCGGGCAUGGUCGCGGCGGGGCGUAUAUGUAG
This is a messenger RNA of Cutaneotrichosporon oleaginosum, 969 nucleotides long. RefSeq lists its product as uncharacterized. The record is from RefSeq and is a predicted model, not a curated record. NCBI's taxonomy places the organism in Eukaryota, Fungi, Basidiomycota, Tremellomycetes, Trichosporonales, Trichosporonaceae.